Messenger RNA from Brenthis ino (lesser marbled fritillary), 1734 nucleotides. NCBI's taxonomy places the organism in Eukaryota, Metazoa, Arthropoda, Insecta, Lepidoptera, Nymphalidae. The record is from the annotation of a GenBank genome assembly.
AUGUAUGUACAGCCGGAUGAACCAAUCCAAGAAAAGAACAGAGAACUGGAGGAAAGGAUUGUUGACGAGGAAUUUCCCGCCUUGAAUGCGACGUCGAUGAAUACGUGUGACGUCUCAUAUGAAUCUCGAAACGCUGUUUCCUUUUCUGAUGUCACUAAAAAUAAAAACACAGGUAAAAAAAAACAGGCCAAGAGUAGUAAUUAUACAACGAGAUCACGUAAAUGCACGGAUCAUAGAGAUACACAAUUUACCGAAGAAAGUAAUCAUGCAAAUUUUGAAGAGAAACAAGCUUUACCAAAUGAAGACAAGAGAGACUUUGAUGUGGUUGAAUUGUUAAGAAGAGUGAAAGAAAUAAUAUUUAUGAGGGUCACGAUAAAAGCGAAGAUUAUUAGUGUGAAUAUAGAUGUUAGAAAUGUUGUAUUGAGUGAAAAUACAGCUCAAAGAAAUUUUAAAAAAGCAGAUUGGAAAUCUUAUACAGAACUACUAGAAAGAUUAUUUUUAGAGUUUAAUGUGUCUAAUGAUUUGCAACACCUAUACGAUAGUUUUGUAGAAAUCAUGUAUCUGGCAGCCGAUAUCUAUAUUCCCUACAUUAUAACAUGCAAUAACCCAUGUAGUAAGUUUACACCGAGGCCUUACUGGAAUCAAAACCUUUCCAAGUCUGUAGCAGAACGACGUUUAGCACUCGCAAAAUUCCGACGUAACCCCAUACCUGAUAAUCUAACCGACCUACAGGAUAAGAUACGUCUAUCACAACUUAGGAUGCGUAAUGCUCGUUCACACUCGUGGCAGAACAUGUGCUCAUCUGUCGACGAGUCUCUGUCGCUGGGUGAAGUAUGGAAAAAGAUGCAAUGGGCUACUAAAAAAACUACACACGAUGUUAUAAUAAAAGUUGAGAAUUUAAAAGUUUGGACUCCAGAAGAAAAGUCAUGGUGGAGACGUAAUCCAACUAAGCCUAGAGAAGUUAUAUUAAACAACAUUUCAGUUCAUAUGAAAACGGGAGAAUUCAUUGCUGUUAUUGGACCAAGUGGUGCAGGUAAAACAACUUAUUUAGUAACUUUGGCUGGAAAAAAUACACUACCAAGUACUGGCAGAGUCACAAUAAAUGGAACGAAUGUUAAGGAAUUACGAGGUUUUUCGGAAAUACUACCUCAGUUUGAUGUUUUUAUGGACAGCUUGAAUGUGAUGGAACAUUUAAUUUUUAUGACAGAAAUGAAAUUGGGCAGCGUCAAAAACCUUACACACAAAUCUAUCUUGAAAUCUUUAAUACAUGAAUUGAAGUUGAAAACUUUAGAAGAUUCUCCAAUCAGUUCGCUUUCGGGAGGCGAACGUAGACUGCUGUCCUUGGCCACGUUGCUAUUAUCGAGACCACAAAUUUUGAUAUGUGAUGAACCAACAACAGGAUUAGAUAGCUAUAACGCAGCACUAGUUAUAGAUGUGCUAAAAAAAUUAUCGGUAUGUGGCAAAAUUGUCAUCUGCUCCGUUCAUCAGCCUUCAUCAGACCUAUUUAAAGAGUUUAAUGCCAUUUCUUUGAUGUCUAAAGGCAAAUUACUGUUUCAUGGAUCACAAGAAGAAUGCAAAAAUAUGUUUGAGAAGAUGAACCUCUACUGUCCACAUAAUUACAACCCUGCUGAGUUCUACAUCAAGGCCGUGUCCAUGGACUUCGAUAAUAAAUGUGGGGUUAGAAACAAACCGCCGCCGGAUGACGAAAGGACCGGUUUCUUAUGGCAGCCGAGG